AUGCUUCUCAAAGAUUUUUAUAUUCGUGUUGCAAGUUCAGAGCAAGAAUGCACUACAUUCUUACGAGAACACCAACUUUUAAAAGAUGUGAAUAAUAUUGACCCUUGCCAUAAGUGUGGCACAGAAAUGUGUGAAAAACGACGGAAGAACCGUAAUGGUGAAUUUGUGCCUAUAUUCAGGUGCCCAAAAAAAGGUUGCCAAACUUCUCAUUUAGUUCGCCAAGGAAAUGCCUUUUUUUACUUUACGGACCUCAAUAGCAGAGUUACAUGUAAGCUAACACUUAGCGAGAUUAUGGAAAUAGUGUUUAUGUUUGUCAUCGAAAUACCUCUCAUUCAGGCGGCUGAACUUACUGGAAGAUCCAACAAAACGAUCAUGUUAGGUGGAGAUAAGCCACCAGCAAAUACGGAUGAGGGGGCACAGGUCCAAAACAACCGCAACCAUGGUGCCAGGAUUGAUGGACCGUGGGUUUUCGGUCUCAAGCAUGGAAAUUACAGUAGGUAUUUUUACGUAGAACGCCGUGACAAGGAUACUCUUUUACCUAUUAUUAAAAGGGAAUGUGAAGGUGGUUCCGUCAUUCACUCAGAUGAGUAG
Messenger RNA from Macrosiphum euphorbiae (potato aphid), 591 nucleotides. NCBI's taxonomy places the organism in Eukaryota, Metazoa, Arthropoda, Insecta, Hemiptera, Aphididae. The record is from the annotation of a GenBank genome assembly.